This is a messenger RNA of Rhizoctonia solani, 546 nucleotides long. RefSeq lists its product as uncharacterized. The record is from RefSeq and is a predicted model, not a curated record. The transcript has 5 exons. Lineage: Eukaryota; Fungi; Basidiomycota; Agaricomycetes; Cantharellales; Ceratobasidiaceae. Bases 1 to 546 code for a protein of 181 amino acids.
AUGUCGAAUUACCAGGGCUCGUCAAUCCAGGCCAAUAGAGGGUACAAUUGGGACGGCUUUCGCCAACAAGCACUCAAUGUAGCGGAUAGCAUAGACAAACAGUAUGGCAUCCCUGCCCGUAACAAAAUUGUCGCAGUCGGGAGUGUAUACCCUUUCACAACAACCCUAGCUGUUACAUUUGGGGCGCUUUCUUUUUUCCCAGUUAUCACUUUCCUAACAUUCUCAUUCUUCACUCUCUUCAUUUUCCUGCUAUCUGGCUUGGCCACGGCCCUUGUUCUGGCAGGAAUCGUUAUACUUGGAGCAUGCAUUAUACUACUUUCUGUCCUUUCUUUCGCCCUUGGCUUUGCCUUCUUCUUCUCUAUCAGCGGACUCAUAGUCUAUCUCGCCUAUCGGCUCGCUUUCCAUGUGCAAGCCAAUGAGGGAGGAGGGGUGGGAGCCUGGGUAGAAGAAACGUUGCUGAGGCUCAAGUUGGUUGAUAUUAACGAGGUACGGGAGACACUUGCUUCCAAAGGAGAGAAAAAGUAUCCCGAUGGAAAAGUUGAAUAA